This is a messenger RNA of Colletotrichum destructivum, 300 nucleotides long. RefSeq lists its product as uncharacterized. The coding region runs from base 1 to 300 and encodes 99 amino acids. The record is from RefSeq and is a predicted model, not a curated record. The transcript has a single exon. Lineage: Eukaryota; Fungi; Ascomycota; Sordariomycetes; Glomerellales; Glomerellaceae.
AUGGCCAUAUUCCGGCAGAUUCUUGAGGGCGGUGGCGUCUUGCCUAGCAGUACGCCGUCGCUGUCCAGCAUGGGUCCUGUUGACGAAUAUCUCAAACCCCGCUACGGCGAUUGGGAGAUAAGCAACUUUUGGUUCAGCUCCACGAUGACGACGGGCGACUUUCAGAUGUAUCAAUGGACAUUCAGGCAGAAACUCACCUUCAGUGUGUGUUACAAUGAGGCGUUCUAUGGGGCGGAGAAGCCGGACCGCAUCAUGGAGAGUACCAGGAAUGAGAUGCUUCGAGGCUUGCUUCACGUGUAA